CACUGACAUGAAAGCGGCAGUAUCACAGGAAAAGCAUCUCGCCCGUAACACAAGCCAGUCACUGGACAGUGACGUGAAGAUUUAAAUAUACGAGUACACUUGCCUGAACCGUAUUCAGUGUGCGUGUGUGUGGUGAGAGAAGAAAGAGAAUCGGGAUUAUACACAAGAAUCUCUAGGGAAUGAAGAGAAUAAAAAUCACCUCUGAACAACCACGAGAAAACUUUGCCGCAGCUUUUGUCCAUCAAAAUGAAGAUCGCAUAAGCAAACGGAGGUGCUGACAGUCGAUGAAGGAAACAUUUUCAAAGCAAAACCCUUGAGCUAUUUUCUGACACAUCUGAACCCGUUGCUUUAGCUCGACAAACACAAGCUUCCAAGGAUUAAACAGAUUAUAAAGUUGAGUACAAUAAAAACAAAUCAUGCUGCAAAAACGACUCGGGUUACUUUUUUUUUUUUUUUCUAAUCAAGUACUAUAAAAUGAAAUGCAAAAUAAUAAUGUAUAACGAUGAGGAAAACAUCGGAGAACAAAUUUGUUUUCUGAUAUAAAAACCUGAUAGAUGUCAAAUAAGCGCAACACUUAACAUACAACACAAGGACGGGGGAAAUGAUGAAAGCUGGCGCAGAAAAAGUAACGGGAACUUCGGAACACAUGCUUAGCUCUAGCCUUUGACAUCACUAGAAAACAAAGGACCUUCUUUGUAGAUUUGGGUGCAAGUGAUUUUUUUUUUUAACCUGCAGUAUAGCGACCUGUCUUUUCCAAGCUUCAUAAUGGAAGUUUUCCCGUGUGCAGAAAGAAACAUGUUGCAUCUCUGCACACUGCAGCUGCUCACAGCGAUUCUCUGUAUAGUGGUGGAGAGUCGAGGGCUGCCAGAUGGAAUGCAAAGGGUCACCACUGUCCCGACAUAUCUGCCUGUCAACUAUCAAAUCCUCAACGCAGAGUCAGCCUUUUUCCUUAAAGAAGCCAAUCAGGAUAUCAUGAGGAACAACAGUUUACAGUCUCGCACGGAGCCCUUCUUUAUCUACCAGGCCAGGCAGAUUCCCACGUUCACCGCAAGCUAUGGGCCCUUCUCGGCGGAGCAACCUGUUCCUCAGGACCUUCUACAGAGCCCCCAUGCUUUCGUUGCAUCCAGCAUGUUCACCUUCAACUGGAAGGUGCAGACCUACAUCAUCAGAGAGAAGGUUUACUUCAGCUGGCCUAAGGUGCAAGUUUUGUUUUACAUUGCGGGGAGAGACUGGGAUGAUUACAGUACCAUAGACAAGCUGCCCUGCGUGAAAAUGUUCGCUUUCCGGGAGACGCAGGAAGUCCGGGGCACCUGUAAGCUCAAGGGGGAUCUUGGGCUUUGUGUGGCCGAUCUGGAGCCCCUUUCGAGUUGGUUUAGCCCACCCAGCGUGGUUCCGGGCCGACAGAAAACUUUGGACCAAUCAGAAGGGGCCCCCGUGGAACUCUACUAUGUGGUCCAGUCCGCCGAGAAUGGGGAAUGUUCCUCUGACGACUUUAGAAAGGGGAACUCUAUCCGGUCAGACCACGACAAAGCCUUUGGCCCGUCCACCACCUCCCCCAUGCAGAGGAUUGGUAGCGUCCGCCUGUACCAGACCCCAGGAUCCCCCAAGCUGUCAGAGCUGAAACUGGAUAAUAACAUUUUGAUCCUGGUGCCAUCUAAACCUGUCAAACAAAGGGAUAUUGUUACUGCCUAUGUUUCUACCACCAGCAUUACAAGCGUGGAGAUGUUUACCCUGAGAGUGAAGUUAAGGAAGGGGCUGAGUUUCCUCGGCGCGAGAUCCAGCAGCCCCAGCCUCUGGGCUAUCAGACAGGAAUCGGUGAACGAUGGGAGGCACUCUGUCGUCACCAUCCUCUGUCAGAGGAAAGGGGCCACUUCGGGAAACAGGGCGGAGGACGGGGCGGUGGGGGUCAUGCAGAUGGAUUUUGAGGUGGACACCUUCGCUGACCUGUUGGGGAGUAGUUCCAUCACGUGGCAGGCAGAGUACCCCAGGACCGGAGCCCGGACCGAGGAGGCAGAGACCGAGAUCCACCUUGUACACAAAGACCUGGGCAGCAUCAUUCCUUUAGCCAUGGACACAGAGAUCCUAAACACAGCAGUGCUGACUGGGAAGACAGUGGCUGUCCCUGUGAAGGUGGUGACUGUUGGAGAGGACAGCACCGUGACAGACGUGUCCGACUUUGUGAAGUGCCAGUCGGAGGAUGAGGACGUGGUAAAGGUGUCAGAAAGGUGUGACUAUGUCUAUGUGAACGGAAAGGAGAUGAGGGGGAAGGUGAAGAUGGCAGUGAAUUUCACCUACGAGUACCUGAGCGCCCAGCUGGAAAUGACUGUGUGGAUCCCUCGACUCCCCCUGCAGAUAGAGGUGUCUGACACUGAGCUCAGCCAGAUCAAAGGCUGGAGGGUCCCCAGCCCGUCCAGUAAAAGGAUGGCACGGGACAGCGAUGAUGAGGAUGAAGAUGACAGGAGAGGGAGGGGAUGCACGCUGCAGUACCAGCAUGCAAUGGUGCGAGUCCUCACACACUUUGUAACCGAGUCCUUGGAGCCUGGAGGUCAGCUGACCUACAUGCUGGGCUCUGAUUGGCAGGUUGACAUCACAGACUUGGUGACAGACUUCCUGAAGGUGGAGGAGCCCCAGAUUGUAAAACUGCAUGACGGGAGGGUCCUAAUGGGCCUGGAUACUGGCAUGACAAGCAUACAGGUGCUGUCCCCUCUAUCAGACACCAUCCUGGCCGAGAAGACGGUGACAGUGCUGGAUGACAAGGUGACCAUCACUGACCUCGGGGUGCAGCUGGUCACUGGGCUCUCACUGUCACUUCAGCUCAGCACAGGAAGCAACAGGGCCAUCGUCGCCACGACAACCUCUCAGGAGCUGCUUCACAGCCCGAAACAGGAGGCAGUGAUCAGCGCAUGGAUCCAAUUCAGCGACGGCUCUGUGACUCCACUGGAUAUCUUCAAUCCCGACUACUUUUCUCUCACUGCCACCUCCUUGGAUGAAGAGGUAGUCUCAGUCCGGCAGGACCCAGCAAUGAAGUGGCCAGUGAUUGUGACAGAAGGGGAGGGACAGGGUGUUUUGGUGAAGGUGGAAAUGGUGAUCUGCGAGACCUGCCAGAAGUCCAAACGGAGAAGCGCUCUCGGCUCCGGGAGUGGAAGCGUCAAGGUAAAGUUCGGCCAGAACGACGCAAGCCCCAAACUGACUGGCAGCGAUCACGGGGUGGACAAUGAUGAGCUAGAGAACCGUGCUAGCGACCGGAGACAGAAACCGGCAGAGCAGGACCGCGCUGGGAUAGACGUGCAUUAUUAUGGAAGUUCAAUCUCUGACUUGGAGGAUAGCAUCAUGAAAAAGAUACCCACGACUAUCAAGUCAGCAAUAAUAAGGAAAUCAGAGGGUGACAAGCUUUCGGAUGAUGGUAGUCAGCUCCAAAAUAUUCCCAUUGACUUCUCAAAUUUCCCUGCGCAGGUGGACCUGCCUCGGAACAAUAGAGGCAUGGAGGAUAACGAUCUGGUGCAAACCCCACGAGGCCUGACCGAUCUGGAGAUAGGGAUGUAUGCUUUGUUGGGAGUGUUCUGCCUUGCUAUUUUGGUGUUCCUCAUCAACUGCAUCUGGUAUGCUUUGAAGUACAGGCACAAGCAGGUUCACAUGGAAGGACAGGAGACCAUGAACCACUCCCACGACUGGGUAUGGCUUGGGAACGAGGCUGAGCUAUUGGAGAACCACACAGGCCUCUCCCCUCAGCAGGGCGAGCACACCACCGUGAUCGACACGGGGAUGGGGUUUGAGGAAGGCAGCCACCUCCUGAACGGCGGCUCCACCCAGAAGAAUGUUCAGGGGCAGAUCCACAGGUCCGCUGAUUCUGGGUGCAGCAGUAACGGGAAAGAAUGCAAAAACGAGUCCCUAAACUCUCCCACAACAAAAAGGAAGCACGUGAAAUUUACGACAUUCACCACUAUCCCCCCAGAUGACGGCUGCCCUUCCAUUAACCCGAUUAUCUUGGGCGGUGAGGAUGACAUUAAAUGGGUUUGCCAGGACAUGGAGCUUGGGGAUUCCAAAGAGCUUAGAAACUACAUGGAAAGGCUACAUGACAUUGCAUAGUUCUUUUAUGACAGACUUGAAACAACUCACCCUUAUGCCUUCAGAAUGGGGAGGAGGGGCCUGGGAUUCAGAUAAUAAUAUGGUGGGUCACAAAGUUCCAAACUGUUGUCAUGGAAACUGCCAAAGUGGCAUUUUGUCAUAAUGGAAAUAAGGAAAUGCAGUAAAUAACAAUAAAACAAGAGAUAAAUAAAGACAAUAAAACAAGAGAGGGAUAUUCUAAGUGGAACAUAAAAUACAACUAGGAGUCUGAGAAACAUUUUCAAGUGGAUUAUUAUUAUUAUUUGGAUUAUUUUCUCAGUUUAUGGAGUGAGAUGGUGGACUUGAUCUUAAUACAGUGUUUUUUACUGCAUCACUUUUCAUGCUGUAGUUUCAAAACAAAAGUUCACGUAUUAUAAAUUACCUGGAUACAGUAUGUUAACAAAAAAACAAAAGAAUGCAGAUAAUGAAUUGUAGAUUCUAAGAAUGUAAUAUUGAUAAAUAUACAUACAUUGUAAAUAAAAAUGCACAAAUAAUGAUGUGACAAGUAACUUUUAAUACACCUUUAAUAUAUAUUAUUAUAUACCAUGAUUCUUAUACCACUUUUGAGUUUAAGGAUACUGUUACCUUUGUGAAUGUCCGGCUUACAAAUGGAGGUUUAAAGCAAUUUCUGUGUAUGUACAGAGGCUGAUAAAAUCAUCGAAACGGCACUGUUUGUCUACAUUCCUGUUAACAGCGGAAUGCACUGGAGAAGCAAGUGUCUAAAUAAAUAGCAGAAUACUUUAUCGGACAGAAUGUAUACACUACUUAACUCCAAUGUGCAGGUCUAUAUUGUGUCAGUUCCUGGUUCUUGUGUAUUUAUGGAUCUCAAAUGUAAUCUGCACUGCAACAGAAAUUAAAUACAACAUUCCUAAUUAUUCUAGUACCCUAAAUCAGAGCUGUCAAACCUUUUUCAUCUAAAGAGCCAUGCUGACAACCAGUUGGCUCCAAGAGCUUGAAAUAUUGAAUAAACAUACCUAAUCAGGAGGUCCCCGGUUCAAAUCCCAGCUCAGCCAAUGACUUACUGUGUGACCCUUGUGCUCCACCUUUCGGGUGAGAUGCUCUUGUAAGUGACUCUGCAGCUG
Molecule: messenger RNA, 5186 nt
Organism: Polyodon spathula (Mississippi paddlefish)
Lineage: Eukaryota; Metazoa; Chordata; Actinopteri; Acipenseriformes; Polyodontidae
Product: transmembrane protein 132C-like
Exons: 9
Coding region: 766-4086 (1106 amino acids)
Source: RefSeq, a predicted model, not a curated record